This is a messenger RNA of Naegleria lovaniensis, 1767 nucleotides long. RefSeq lists its product as uncharacterized. Lineage: Eukaryota; Heterolobosea; Eutetramitea; Acrasida; Naegleriidae. Bases 1 to 1767 code for a protein of 588 amino acids. Gene Ontology annotation, molecular function: beta-tubulin binding. The record is from RefSeq and is a predicted model, not a curated record. Gene Ontology annotation, biological process: cilium assembly; intraciliary transport involved in cilium assembly. Gene Ontology annotation, cellular component: intraciliary transport particle B; centrosome; cilium. The transcript has a single exon.
AUGAGCACAAGACCAUUGAUGAGCAGAGGACAAUUAUUCACUGGAUCACAAGGUACUGCAGGCGGUACAGCCAGACGAAUCGGAACUGCUGCUAGAGCAGGUAUGCAGACAGGAGGUGUCGGAGUGGGUUUGAGUACAGAUAUCACAGUUGAGGACAGACCCGUCACCCGAGAAGGAAUGUUCGGAAUGAAGACUGGAAAUACAACACAAAAGAGACAAGUUCAAUCAGCCUCCUAUUACUUAGGAGAGUUGCAUGCCAAGAUAUCAAUGCUGACCGAAGAGCUUGAGAGAUUAAGAAAUGAAGGACGAAAACUGCAACAAGAUCGAGUGCAGUCAGAAGUUCUGGUCAAGAAAGAAAAUGAUCUUAAGGACGAACUGGCUCUACUCUCAAACAAAGCAAGAGAUUUAAAUGUGAGCGUGGAAAAACUCCAGCAGUUUGACGCCAUCAAUGCCCAAGAUAGAGAACCUUUGGAAAAACUCAAAGCACAGUACGAAAAGUUCAAGUCUGAAAACGAGAAGUUAAAGGAGUCAAACAACGAAAUAUUUCGAAAGAGAAACAAUUGUGAAGAAUCAGUCAGAGAAAUAGAACAGAAAAUUCAAGAUUAUAACGACGAUCUUGAAGACAAACUUAACAUUGACCUUUCUAAAAAGAAUCUCUUCUUGUCCCUAAAAGAAGAAAGAAGUGAGCUCGAAGAAGCACGUAUUUCAAUGGAACAUCAACUGCGAGAAUUGAACGAUUACUUAAUGGGAGAUGGAGGAUCUGUUCUUUCUAAUGACCCUCAAAAGCAAAAAUAUUAUGAAAAGCUUCAAGAAAAACGAGCCUUAGAAAAACGAAAACAAGACGUGCAAAACAAGUUAAGUGGAGGUACAGUUACUGAUGAAGAAAAGAAUCACUUGAUGCUUCAAAUGAAAAAUGAUAAACAAGACACUGUCAGAAUAACCGAAGCCAUUAAACAGUGUAAAACAUUGGUGAACUCUGAAAAAGAGAAGCUGAAACAAUUGCAAGACCAGCUGGACUCGCAUAAAGGUGAAAAAUCGAAAAGCUAUGCCGAAUUUAAAAACAAGGACGCAGUGCUCACGAAAUACAUGGCCAAUUUUGACACAGACAAGAAUAAGGAAUUAAAAGAGCUUGCAGACCACCAAGAAAUAAUCGUGAAAUUACUUGAUCACAUAAGCAACAAUAUGGGGGACCAGGAGAAUCUUCCAACCCAAAGCAAGUUAGAAGAAAUGAAGGAUGAUCUUGCAUUCAAGCAAGACCAAAAAAAUAUCUCCCUGUCAACACUCGAACGAUUGAAAUUAGAUUUAAAACAAAGAAAAGAAGAGCUCGAAAAAGUCAAUAACCUUGAGCAAAAAAUCACGCAAGACAUGAAGAGAAUGGAUGAGUCCAUGAGAGAAAUGAAACAUUCACUUGAAACUUAUAACAACAUCGAUUUGCUUAAGCGACAAUAUGAGAAGCAAAAAUCAGAGCUUGUAGAGAAUAGGGAACAGUUAAAACUUUUAAAGGAAAACCUGAAAACAGAAAUGCAUUUAUUAAGCAGGCACAACACAACUCUUGAGCGAAAAAUCAAAACCAAUGAUAUUUAUACAAUCCUCAACGACCUUGAGCAAAAGAUCAGAGUGUAUGAACAAAAUAAUUUCCUCCUAAAUGAUUACAUUACACAAAAAGGAGCUGAAUCUGACUACACCGAUGUAAAAUAUAACACCAUGAAGUUAGUGAGUGAUGUCAUUGAAAUGGUCAAAGAAGAGUCCAAACAAUCCUAUUUCUAA